This is a messenger RNA of Myxocyprinus asiaticus (Chinese sucker), 9611 nucleotides long. Its product is annotated as neurogenic locus notch homolog protein 1-like. The record is from RefSeq and is a predicted model, not a curated record. NCBI's taxonomy places the organism in Eukaryota, Metazoa, Chordata, Actinopteri, Cypriniformes, Catostomidae. The transcript has 34 exons. Gene Ontology annotation, molecular function: signaling receptor activity; Notch binding; calcium ion binding. Gene Ontology annotation, biological process: regulation of DNA-templated transcription; cell differentiation; Notch signaling pathway. Bases 240 to 7754 code for a protein of 2504 amino acids. Gene Ontology annotation, cellular component: membrane.
AAGGAGCACGCCUCUGGAUGAGAGCAGAAGAAUGAACACUUGAAUGCAUGAUCUCAUUCACACAACUGAGACUGCACGAGCAGCACCGGACGCACCGGAGCUCGCGGGGACAAGCCGAAAAGUGCCAUUUUUGGAUCCAUUCUUUUCAUAUUGCGUGAUUCAUUUCCUUUACUUCAACAGACCCAAUGUUGGAUAUAUGUUAAGCCUGCGUGGAAUCCCACGACUAUCCAUAAGAAGGAAUGCAUCUUUUCCUCGUGAAACUAAUUCUUCUGAUAUCACUCAUUACUUGGACGCAAGGCCUGGAAUGUUCAGAAAAAUGCCUAAAUGGCGGUACGUGUGAACCUACUGCAGAAGGGAGAAGAGAAUGCAAGUGUCUGGAGAUGUUUGCCGGGUCAGCGUGCCAGUUCCGCAACCCUUGCUUCCAACAGCCAUGCAGAAAUGGAGGAGUGUGCAAUUUGAUUACUCAAGUCAACAAGGUGAACUUUGUCUGCCACUGCCACUUGGGCUACAUGGACCGACUGUGCCUCACUCCAACAGAUAAUGUGUGCCUUAGCAACCCGUGCCGAAAUGGAGGCACCUGUGAACUCACCAGCAUCCACAAUUACAAGUGUAAAUGCCCACCUGGCUGGUCAGGUAAAAACUGCCAGCAAGCUGAUCCUUGUGCCUCAAAUCCUUGUGCCAACGGCGGUCAGUGCAGUCCCUUUGAUUCAGACUAUAUCUGCCACUGCACGCCCUUCUUCUCAGGCCAGACUUGCAAACAAGACGUCAACGAGUGCGCUCAGAAUCCCUCGCCUUGCAAGAACGGUGGCGUGUGUGAGAAUGAGGUGGGCAGCUAUCGCUGCAACUGUCCUGCAGAGUACACAGGGAAACAUUGCGAGACCCUCUAUCAGCCUUGUAACCCCUCACCUUGCUUUCACGGGGGUACCUGCGUACAGAAGGGAGAGACGAGCUAUGAGUGCUCCUGUUUGCCAGGCUUUAGUGGUCAGAAUUGUGAGGAGAACAUUGAUGACUGCCUAGACCACCAUUGCCUGAAUAGAGGAACAUGUGUCGAUGGAGUCAACACUUACAAUUGCCAGUGCAAGCCAGAGUGGACAGGUCAGUUUUGUACUGAAGACGUCAAUGAGUGCGAUUUGAUGCCCAAUUCCUGUCAGAACGGUGGCACCUGCUUGAACACGCUGGGUGGAUAUCACUGUGUGUGUGUGAACGGCUGGACAGGGGAUGACUGCAGUGAGAACAUCGAUGACUGCGCAGAUGCUGCCUGCCACACAGGAGCCACAUGUCAUGAUCGGGUGGCCUCCUUCCUCUGCGAAUGCCCUCACGGUCGCACAGGUCUGCUGUGUCACUUGGACGAUGCUUGUAUUAGUAACCCCUGUCAGAAAGGCUCAAACUGUGAUACCAAUCCAGUCAACGGCAAGGCCAUCUGUACCUGUCCACUGGGUUAUGUUGGCCCAGCUUGUGAUCAAGAUGUUGAUGAAUGCUCGCUGGGUGCAAACCCUUGUGAACAUGCUGGAAAGUGUAUCAACACAAAAGGCUCCUUCCAGUGUAAAUGUCAGCAGGGAUAUGUGGGAGCUCGAUGUGAACUGGACAUAAAUGAGUGCAUGUCCAAUCCAUGCCAGAAUGAUGCUACAUGUUUGGAUCAAAUCGGAGGCUUCCACUGCAUUUGCAUGCCAGGCUACGAGGGAGUCUUCUGCCAGAUCAAUAACGAUGAGUGCGCCAGCAUGCCCUGCCUCAACAAUGGGAAGUGCAUCGACAAGAUCAACAACUACCAAUGCGAGUGCCCCACAGGAUUCUCUGGUAGCCAGUGCCAGUUCGACAUCGAUGAGUGUGCGAGCACCCCCUGUAAAAAUGGGGCCAAGUGUAUUGAUGGGCCUAACAAGUACACCUGCCAGUGCACUGAAGGAUACACUGGGCAGCACUGUGAAACGGAUGUAGAUGAGUGUCUGUCAAACCCAUGUCACUACGGCACCUGUAAAGAUGGCCUGGCAUCCUUCACCUGUUACUGCCGUGCAGGUUACACAGGCCGUCUGUGUGAGACCAAUAUUAAUGAGUGUCUGAGUCAGCCGUGCCAAAAUGGAGGCACCUGCCAGGAUCGUGAGAACGCUUACUUAUGUGUCUGCCCCAAAGGAACAGCAGGUGUGAACUGUGAGAUCAAUCUAGAUGACUGUAAGAGUAAUCCAUGCGAUUAUGGAAGGUGCAUUGACAAGAUCAAUGGUUAUGAGUGUGCCUGUGAACCAGGAUACACAGGGAAAAUGUGUAAUAUCAACAUUGAUGAAUGUGCCAUCAACCCCUGUCACAAUGGUGGAACCUGCGUUGAUGGAGUCAAUGGCUUUACAUGUUUGUGCAAAGAGGGCUACCAUGACACUACCUGUCAAUCACAACUCAAUGAAUGCCUUAGCAACCCCUGUAUCCAUGGACAUUGUGAAGACAAAGUCAAUGGAUAUAACUGUAUUUGUGAUUCGGGCUGGAGUGGCAUCAACUGCGACAUCAACAACAAUGAAUGUGAGUCCAACCCCUGUAUGAAUGGAGGCACCUGUAAGGACAUGACCAGUGGCUACGUCUGCACAUGCCGUGCUGGCUUCAGUGGUCCUAACUGCCAAACUAAUAUCAAUGAAUGUGCCUCCAACCCUUGCUUGAACCAAGGAACCUGCAUUGAUGAUGUGGCCGGAUACAAAUGCAACUGUUUGCUACCUUACACUGGUGAGAACUGUGAGACCCUGUUGGCCCCAUGCAGCCCUAAACCCUGUAAGAAUGGAGGUGUAUGCAAGGAGUCAGAAGACUAUGAGAGCUUCUCUUGUGUGUGUCCUGAGGGAUGGCAAGGCCAAACAUGUGAGGUUGACAUCAACGAAUGUGUCAAAAACCCUUGUCAAAAUGACGCCACCUGUCAGAACUCUUUUGGCAGCUACAAAUGCACUUGCAAGUCAGGCUACACGGGCCACAACUGUGAGACAGACAUUGAUGACUGCAAGCCCAACCCCUGCAGCAAUGGCGGCUUCUGCAAAGACAGUGUGAACACAUUCACCUGCACCUGCCUACCAGGUUUCCGGGGCACCAGAUGUGAGGAGGACAUAAAUGAAUGUGACAGUAACCCGUGUAAAAACGGUGCAAACUGCACUGAUUGUGUAAACAGUUACACCUGCACCUGUCCAGCUGGCUUCAGUGGGAUCCACUGUGAGAACAACACACCAGACUGUACGGAGAGCUCUUGUUUUAAUGGAGGCACUUGUGUGGAUGGAAUCAACAGCUUCACUUGUCUAUGCCCAGCGGGGUUCACUGGCAACUACUGCCAGCAUGACAUCAAUGAGUGCGACUCUAGACCCUGCAUGAACGGAGGCACCUGUCAGGACAGCUAUGGAACAUACAAGUGCACCUGCCCUCAGGGCUACCAUGGCCUCAACUGCCAGGAGCUGGUGAACUGGUGUAAGCCCUCUCCCUGUAAGAAUGGAGGGAUCUGCAGACAGAGCGGCACCAGGUAUAGCUGCCAGUGUCAGACUGGCUGGACAGGUCACUACUGUGACAUCCCCAGUGUUUCUUGCGAGGUGGCGGCCAAACAGCAAGGUGUAGACGUGGUUCGGCUGUGUCGUAACUCUGGCCAGUGUUUGGAUGCGGGAAACACACACUAUUGCCACUGUCAGGCAGGAUACACAGGCAGCUAUUGUGAGGAGCAAGUGGAUGAAUGCAUUCCCAACCCUUGCCAGAACGGAGCAACCUGCACCGACUAUCUGGGCGGCUAUUCCUGUGAAUGCGUGCCAGGUUAUCAUGGAGUGAACUGCUCUAAUGAGAUCAAUGAGUGCCUCUCUCAGCCCUGCCAGAAUGGGGGCACAUGCAUCGACCUGAUCAAUACCUACAAAUGCUCCUGUCCCCGAGGAACACAAGGCGUUCACUGCGAGAUCAACAUUGAUGACUGCACACCCUUUACUGACCCAAUCACCCAGGAGCCCAAGUGCUUUAACAAGGGCCGCUGUGUGGACCGUGUGGGUGGGUAUCACUGCACCUGCCCGGCGGGAUAUGUGGGGGAACGUUGUGAGGGUGAUGUCAAUGAAUGCUUGUCCAACCCUUGUGACCCCCGCGGCACACACAGCUGCAUUCAGCUCACCAACAACUACCGCUGCGAGUGUCGUACCGGAUACACAGGUCAGCACUGUGACAAAGUGUUUGAUGGGUGUAAAGGGAAGCCUUGUCAUAAUGGAGGCACCUGCGCUGUGGCUAGCAACACACCUCAUGGCUUCAUCUGCAAAUGUCCACCGGGUUUUACGGGCUCAACAUGUGAGUAUGACGCUCAUGCCUGUGGGAGCCUCCAUUGCAAAAAUGGUGGUACUUGUGUUUCUGGUCACAAGAGUCCCAAAUGCCUGUGCACCCCUGCCUUCACUGGCCCCGAGUGCCAGUAUCCCACAGAUGGCCACUGCACCCCCAAUCCUUGCUAUAAUGGAGGCACCUGCGAGUACACCUCAGAGGCCCCUUACUACCAUUGUAUCUGUCCUACUGGCUUUAAUGGCCUCUUCUGCCACAUCCUGGACUACAGCUUCCCAGGUGGCUCAGGACGAGACAUCACACCUGCUCCAGAAGUGACAGCGAGCUGUGAGAUCGCAGAGUGUGCAAAAAAGAAAGACAAUAAGAUCUGUGACAGCAUGUGUAAUAAUUAUGCCUGUGACUGGGAUGGAGGGGACUGCUCCCUGAACUUCAUUGAUCCAUGGCAGAACUGCUCAGCUGCGCUGCAGUGCUGGCGUUAUUUUAAUAAUGGGAAGUGUGAUGAGCAAUGUCACAAUGCUGGAUGCCUCUACGAUGGGUUUGAUUGCCAGAGACUGGAGGGACAGUGCAAUCCACUUUACGACCAGUAUUGUAAAGACCACUAUGCAGAUGGCCACUGUGACCAGGGCUGCAAUAAUGCCGAGUGUGAGUGGGACGGUCUGGACUGUGCUGACAACAUACCUGAGAAGUUAGCUGUUGGACAACUGGUUGUGGUGGUCCACAUUAUGCCCGAUCAGCUCCGAAACCACUCCUUUGGAUUUCUGCGGGAGCUCAGCCGAGUGCUACACACGAACGUUGUUUUCCAGCAUGACAGCAAGGGGGAAGCAAUGAUCUACCCAUAUUACGGCAAUGACCAGGAGCUGAGGAAGCACAACAUCAAGCGAUCUCUGGAUGGCUGGAGCGAUUUUUCUACUAACGUCUUAAGCUCAGAAAAAAGCAGCAUUUACAAUACAGUGAUGGAACGAGGGAGAAGACGCAGAGAGCUGGAUGAGUUGCAGAUCAAAGGCUCUGUGGUGUACCUGGAGAUAGACAACCGUCAGUGCUACCAGCAGACCUCUGAGUGCUUCCAGAGUGCAAAAGAUGUGGCGGCUUUCCUUGGAGCCCUGGCAUCUAGCGGCAAUCUGAAUAUGCCUUACGUCAUUGAGGCCGUCACAAGUAAGACCGAAGGUAAGUCGCCCAUAGAGCUCUAUCCAGUCUAUGUGGUUCUGGCUGGACUGGCACUGCUGGCCUUUGUCGCUGUGGGAAUGGUCGCAUCUCGCAAACGUCGGCGUGAACAUGGUCAACUCUGGUUUCCGGAGGGUUUCAAGACCAGCGAGCCCAGCAAGAAGAAGAGGAGAGAGCCGGUCGGUGAAGACUCUGUUGGUCUGAGGCCACUUAAGAACUCUUUAGACAUAUCAUUAAUGGAUGACAACCAGAAUGAAUGGGGAGAAGAGGAAGCAUCCGACAUCAAACGCUUCAGGUCUGAGGACCAGGCGAUGCUUGAAUUAGAUAAUCAGCCAGAUCAACGGCAGUGGACGCAGCAGCACUUGGAUGCAGCUGACCUGCGCAUCCCAUCCAUCGCUCCUACACCCCCUCAGGGCGAGAUUGAGAAUGACUGUAUGGACGUCAAUGUUAGAGGACCAGAUGGCUUUACUCCUCUCAUGAUUGCAUCUUGUAGUGGAGGGGGGUUGGAAACAGGGAAUAGCGAGGAAGAGGAGGAUGCUUCAGCCAGUGUCAUCAAUGACUUCAUUUACCAAGGUGCCAACCUCCACAACCAGACAGAUCGCACAGGUGAGACUGCGCUACACCUGGCAGCCCGCUAUGCCCGAUCAGAUGCUGCAAAAAGACUCCUGGAGGCCAGUGCAGAUGCCAACAUCCAGGACAAUAUGGGCCGAACUCCAUUACAUGCUGCUGUUGCUGCAGAUGCACAGGGUGUCUUCCAGAUUCUGAUACGGAACCGUGCCACAGACCUAGAUGCUCGCAUGCAUGAUGGCACCACACCUCUGAUACUGGCGGCAAGACUGGCGGUAGAGGGCAUGGUGGAAGAGCUCAUUAACUGCCAUGCUGAUGUCAAUGCCAUUGAUGAUUUUGGCAAAUCUGCUCUUCACUGGGCAGCAGCUGUGAAUAACGUAGAUGCAGCCAUGGUAUUGCUGAAGAAUGGGGCAAAUAAAGAUAUGCAGAACAAUAAGGAGGAGACUCCUCUAUUCUUGGCAGCAAGGGAAGGAAGCUAUGAGACUGCUAAAGUUCUCCUUGAGCAUUUCGCUAAUCGGGAAAUAACAGAUCAUAUGGAUCGACUCCCACGAGAUAUCGCUCAAGACAGGAUGCACCAUGAUAUCGUGCAGCUCAUAGAUGAGUACAACUUGGUCCAUAGCCCUCCCAUGCACAGCGCCCCUCUCUGCACCACCAUAUCCCCACCUCUCUGCUCUCCCAACGCCUUUAUGGGCAGCAUGAAACCCGCCGUACAGAAUAAGAAGCCCCGCAAGCCGAGCGCGAAAAGCAUUGGUUGCAAGGAUGGCAAAGAUAUGAAAGCCAAGAAGAAGAAGGCACAAGACGGGAAGGGAAACUUGCUAGACAGCUCGGCUGUGCUCUCGCCCGUGGACUCCCUGGAAUCGCCCCACGGGUACAUUUCUGACGUUGCCUCCCCACCUCUAAUGACAUCGCCAUUCCAGCAAUCACCUUCCAUGUCGCUUAAUCACUUGCAAGGCAUCUCAGACACCCACAUGGGCGUCAACCACCUGGGUAUGGGCAACAAGCAGGAACUGGCACAUAUACAGUUUGAUCCGUUACCCCCACGUCUCACCCAUCUGCCAGUGGCUGGUUCUAACGGAUCAAAUGGCAUGAAUGGCCAAUGUGAGUGGCUUGGCCGGAUGCACAGUAAUAUGGCUCCGCAAAAUCAAUUUGGGGCCAUGAGGAACACCUCAGGUCACCAAUCUGGCCAGCAUGGCCUUAUGACAUCUCUCCACAAUGGCCAUUCCACCACCCUGUCUCAGAUGAUGAACUAUCAAGGCCUGCAGAACACACAUCUCGCCACACAGCCGCGUCUAAUGCAGCCGCAGCAAAUGCAGCAGAUGCAGCAGAGCAUGCAACAGAGACAGCAGCAGCAAUCAAGUGUCCAGCUGCAGCAGCACCACAGCUCAAAUCCACCCAACAGUAUGAGCCAGAACUUCAUCAGCAAUGAGUUGAGUGGUCCGGAGCACCAGCAGGGCACCGGAAACAGCAUGCCCAUCCACACGAUAAUCCCCCAGGAGACCCAGCUGCUGAACCCGUCCUCUCUGGGAUCCAGCAUGGCUGGCACACAGUUCCUCACGCCACCUUCCCAGCACAGCUACACAGCCACCAUGGAUGCCAACACGCCCAACCACCAACUCCAAGUGCCUGACCACCCUUUCCUCACGCCCUCUCCGGGUUCACCUGACCAGUGGUCCAGCUCCUCGCCCCAUUCCAAUAUGUCUGACUGGUCGGAGGGUAUUUCAAGCCCGCCCACCAGCAUGCAGUCGCAAAUCGGACACAUACCGGAAGCAUUCAAAUAGGUCAUUAAAAGUGGUGCACUUUCAAAUGCGAAAACCAUAAGCCUGCUUACUGAAGGGUCUUUUAUUUGCCUGUUGUCUAACCACAUUUUUUUUUUUUUUUUUUUUUAAUUUAUUGAAGUUUUCUUAUUUAUACUUUUUCACCUGUUUUUAUUUUUAUUUGGGCAAAAAAAAAUAAUAAUUCUUGAUGAAAUGACAUUUUUUGAUGUAAUGCUUAUGCUUUUUGUCAAUAAUAUCCUGUACUGGGGGUCUGGGUAGCUCAGCAAGUACUGACGCUGACUACCACCCCUGGAGUCGCAAGUUCGAAUCCAGGGUGUGCUGAGUGACUCCAGCCAGGUCUCCUAAGCAACCAAAUUGGCCCGGUUGCUAGGGAGGGUAGAGUCACAUGGGGUAACCUCCUCAUGGUCGCGAUUAGUGGUUCUCGCUUUCAAUGGGGCACGUGGUAAGUUGUGCGUGGAUUGCGGUACCAUGGCAUGAGUACCAUGAGCCUCCACAUGCUGGGAGUCUCCGCGGUGUCAUGCACAACGAGCCACGUGAUAAGAUGCGUGGAUUGACGGUCUCAGAAGCAGAGGCAACUGAGACUUGUCCUCCGCUACCUGGAUUGAGGUGAGUAACCAUGCCACCACGAGGUCCUACUAAGUAGUGGGAAUUGGGCAUUCCAAAUUGGGAGAAAAGGCGAUUUACUUAUUAUUUUUUUUAAAUAAAUAUCCUGUACUCCCAUGUACACACAGGGUAUUUAUUGGUCUGAAAAUUUGCCUCUUUCUUUAUUUCUGUUGAUUGGCCAUUAUUAUUAUUUUUUUAUUAUUAUUAUUAUUAUUUUUUUUUUACUCUUGUUGUAUAAGCUUUUAAAAAUGCAAUGUUCUUGUAUGGGCAUUUUAGAGAGCAUGUUUUAUAUGACAAACUUCAGUGUUACAAAGCUCAGUUAGAUUUAUGUUUUCUGAAACAAGCUGCUUUUCCGUUAUUAGAAGAACAAGUUCUUAAUUCAAGUUAUUAUUUCUGAUAUCUGUUCUGGUUAGGUUCUCAUUCUUUUGUGUUACAAGGUCUAUACUACAAAUAUGUAGUGGUAUUAAUAUUAAACAUAUGUAUAGUUGUUCAAAGUGAUUUUCGUUCUUCCUUUCUUUUACAUAAAAUGCCUGCAAAAAGCAGACUGCUAAACACCCACUGUGAGUGUGGUUGUAAAAGUGAGGAUCUGAGCUACUUACAGGUAAUAAUUGAUGUCGACUUGUAUGAAACAAGUGCCAAUUUCAAGUGCUUUGUAUCUUUCCUCCAAUUUUGUAGAACUGGUCACAUGGCCAAAAGUGUCUGGGGUUUUGUGGAGGUGUUUCAAAUUGAACUUCUCUUUACUGUACUUCCAGUUUUGUAUCUUCGUUUGAGCCUAUGGCUGUUGUAAAUAGAUAUACUGUAUGCGUUUGUCAUGUAAACAGGAUUUUGUUUCAGAAAUCUUAAGUGUGCCAUGGAAAUUUGGAAUAUUUUAAUGCUACGUACAGUAGUUAUGUUUUCUAUCCUGCACAAAAAACAAACAAAAAAAUUUCUCAGUAUCACUGGGGUAGAGACAAAUAUUAAGAGAUGUAUACACACAAAUGAUUAAAGGAUAUGACAAAUAGAAUAACAUAAUUAGAUGAUUUAUGACUCACUAUUUAUUGACCAAUAGUUUGCCACAAAAUCAGAAAAACAAGUCGCUCUAAGGGGCAUGGUGGUGGCAUAUAUUAUCCUUUUUAAGCCACAAGAAAUUUGAACAGCACUGAGUAUAUAAUAUCUGUAAAUGUUACCUAACAAACUUGUAGUUUACAUGCAGAGUAUUUUCUAUCCGUUCUACUGUCUGUAAAUAUUUCUUUGAAUAAUAAAAGAUACCAAUGUGUA